AUGGCAGACACAGAUGAGGAGAUUGAGUUACAAUCGGCGUCUAUAACUACAUACUUUGUUCAACAUUAUUAUACAACAUAUAUUGAAAAGACACCUUGUAUGAAUUCUUCUCAAACUGGUCAUAUGUGGUUGAUGGAAAUAUUAAAAGGAAAUGAAAGUAGAUGUUAUAGCAUGUUUAGGAUGGAGAAAGAUGUUUUCAUUAAAUUAUGCGAUGAAUUGGAAGCUAAUUAUGGAUUUAAGGGUUCAAAGAGAAUGUGUGCUCUUGAGAUAUUAGGCAUGUUUUUAUUUACAUUAGGUCACGGUGCUGGAAACCGAUUAACACAAGAGCGAUUCCAACACUCAGGCGAGACAGUUAGUCGAUAUUUCAACAAGGUUUUAGAUGUUUUAUGUCAUAUGAGUGUAGAUGUAUUAAAACCACCAGACCCAGAAUUUAAAGAUGUUCCUGAAGAGAUAUUGAAAGAUUCUAGAUAUAUGCCUCAUUUUAAGGUAAACGGUGUACAUGUGAAUGCUGUAAUUCCACCUGAAGAUCAAGUACCAUUUGUUGGUAGAAAAGGGAUACCAACUCAGAAUGUCAUGGCAAUAUGUAAUUUUGAUAUGCAAUUUAUAUAUGCAUAUGCUGGGUGGGAAGGAAAAUAUUAUUUAGUGGAUGCGGAAUACCCACAAAUUACAGGUUUUUUAGGACCAUAUAAAGGCCAAAGAUACUAUCUACCACAAUUUCAACGAGGUAGCAAACCUAUUGGUUAUAAAGAGGUAUUCAACCAGACACAUUCUUCUCUUCGAAGUGUUAUUGAAAGAACUUUUGGAGUAUGGAAGAAAAGAUGGAAAAUAUUAAGAGAUAUGCCUAGUUAUCCAUAUCAGAAGCAAGUGAAAAUAGUGAUUGCAUCAAUGACCUUGCAUAAUUACAUUCGAAGGCAUGCAAAACGUGAUCGACAUUUUGAGAAAAUUAGAGAUAAUCCAUAUUAUUGUGUAGAAGAUCAAACUAAUAUUGAAGAUGAAGAUGAGACAGUUAGAGCUUCAAAUUUAAAUGAAAUGGACAAUACUAGAGAUCUGAUUGCUGCAAGUUUAAUGGGAUAUAAUUAA
This is a messenger RNA of Humulus lupulus (European hop), 1080 nucleotides long. RefSeq lists its product as uncharacterized. The record is from RefSeq and is a predicted model, not a curated record. The transcript has 3 exons. Bases 1 to 1080 code for a protein of 359 amino acids. Lineage: Eukaryota; Viridiplantae; Streptophyta; Magnoliopsida; Rosales; Cannabaceae.